CUCUGACUCUGGUAACGUGACUUCCUGGUAACGUGUUAGGUAGGAAAAGCAGUAAAAAAGUGCAUAUUAAGGGAGCAGAUUUGAAAUAAUAUUUAUACUUAACAAGAAAUAAUUAAAGGUUCAAUGGGGAGACCUAAAGAUUUACGCAUAUGGGAGCACUACCGUACUUUACCAAACAAGUCUGUUUCUUGCAAGCUUUGUAAUAAGGUCUACAAAUUCAGUAAUGCUGCCAAAAUGCUUCAACAUCUUAUCACUUGUCCAAAAUCUCCAGAAACAUUAAAAGACUCUAUGAAACUUAUAAAAGAUAGCUCGUCCAAAACCAAAAUGUCUGGACUGUCAGAGAUAGAGACAAAUGAUUCUUUUAUAAGCCCCUCGUCGUCUGCUAACACUACAAUAAAUGCUGAGUUUCAAGACACCGAUGAUCAUAUAAAAACAGAAUUAGCGAGAGCUAUAUUUGUAACAGGGACGCCAUUAUCGAUGGUGCAACAUCCUUUAUGGAUACAAUUUUUCGAAAAAUUGCAACCAAAAUUUAAAAUACCUUCACGUAAAGCUUUAGCGACAAAAUACUUAGAUAAAAUAUAUAGAGAAAUGCGUUUUGAGUUAAAUGAGGAACUAAAUGCUUGUAGUUACUUACACCUUCAGUGCGAUGGCUGGUCUAAUUUAAGAAAUGAAGGAAUAAUAAACUUUCUUAUAUCAAAACCUCAACCUGCAUACGUUAAAAGUUUGAAUACAGAAAGUAAUCCUCACACUAGUGAAUACCUUAGCCAAGAAGUUGAAAAAGUAAUGAAAGUGUAUGGAGCAAAUAAGUUUCUUGUACUUAUUGGCGAUAACGCUAGAAAUAUACAAAAGGCAUUCGAAUUAACAAAACUCAAAUAUCCACAUGUUGUUCCUCUCGGUUGCUGUGCACAUAUCCUUAACUUGUUGUGCCAAGAUAUUGUAAAGAUACAAGAAGUAACUGUGUUUAUUAUGCAAGCCAUAAAUAUAAUAAAAACUGUUAAAAGGAGUCAACGAUUAAGUUCCUUGUUGAUAAAAUCAAGGCAGGGUGAAGAUUCUACACAAACACUAAAAUUGCCUUGUGCUACAAGAUGGGGAAGUCAUGUUACUUCGUUAAAAAGUUUGAAAGCAAAUAAGAUAGCUUUGCAAAUAUUAACAGUUAGAGAAGAUGUGGUAAUUUCAAGAGAUAUUAAAGAUUUAAUUCUAAGUGAUGAUUUCUGGACGAAGACAGGGGAAUGUAUAAGUAUUUUGGAACCAGUCACUGAAAGCAUAUUUUACUUAGAGAGCGACCAGAAUCGUUUGCAUCGCACAUACAUUACAUUUAGAGAUGUACAAGCUAAGAUACGUUUUGCAUUAAAUGAGAUUUCGACAUUGAGCGAAGAAAGCAAACAGCAGAUUCUAACAUCAGUAUCUUCAAGAUGCAAUAUGGCAAUGAGGCCAAUACAUUUUGCAGCAUAUAUUCUAGACCCCAGGACUCUAGGAGUCGAACUUACUCAAGAGGAAGAACUUAAGGGUAUGGAGUUUAUCUACAAUUUAAGCCAACACUUAAGUUUGUCAAAUGUAAUGGCAGAUUUGGCGUGUUAUAAAGCUAAAGAAAACUUUUGGGCCAGAGGAUUUGUAUGGAGCUCAUUAGAUAGCAUUGAGCCCCUAAUAUGGUGGAAAGGUAUUUGUGGUUCCACUGAGUUAAGCAAAGUAGCGAUUCGUAUUCUAUCAGCUCCCUGUACUUCGGCAGCCACUGAGCGUUCCUUUAGUAUCCAAGGCUACAUACAUAAUAACAAAAGAAAUCGACUUACAACUGAAAGAACUGAAAAAAUUUCAUUCAUUUGUUAUAACUGGAAUCUUAAACAUAAAGCUGAAUGCGAGGACAUUCAGUUUAAUGAAGAAAAUACCUUAGAAGCUUUCAUUGAGCAAGUAAAUGAACAUAACAGUUUAGACGAAAUAGAGCCUAUCGAACCUAUACAAUUCAUCGCUUGUAAUAACUCUGAAUCUGACAGUGAUUGACUGUAGUUUUACAUUUUACUUUCAUCUCUUUCUUAAUAAACUCAAAAUCAAAUUAAAAGUUUUUUAUUCUGUAGGCUGCAUAAUAAUAUUGUCUAUGUCCAGUAUAGUGGACGUCUUGCGGCUGAGAUGACGAUGAUGAAGUACAAAAUCAUAAACACCCAAAAAUUUGGGUGUUUAUGGGGUUUAAACCCAAUAAACCCAAAACACCCGGUUUUUACCCACCAGACUUUAAACCCACCCAGGUGGAUUGCCCAUCUC
Molecule: messenger RNA, 2253 nt
Organism: Galleria mellonella (greater wax moth)
Lineage: Eukaryota; Metazoa; Arthropoda; Insecta; Lepidoptera; Pyralidae
Exons: 2
Coding region: 124-1995 (623 amino acids)
Molecular function (GO): DNA binding; protein dimerization activity
Source: RefSeq, a predicted model, not a curated record